AUGGUUACCACAUUAUCUUAUUCUCAAAGAGCAGAAGCUCACCCUUCUCCAUUGGCAAAGCGUUUAUUCAAUGUUAUGGAAUCAAAAAAGUCAAACUUGUGUGCUUCAAUUGAUGUUAGAACUACAAAAGAAUUUUUACAAUUAGUUGACACAUUAGGUCCAUAUAUCUGUCUUGUCAAAACUCAUAUCGAUAUUAUUGAUGAUUUCUCAUUCGAAGGUACCAUUAAACCAUUGAAAGAAUUAGCACAAAAGCACAAUUUUUUAAUCUUUGAAGAUCGUAAAUUUGCUGAUAUAGGGAACACAGUCAAAGCACAAUAUGCAGGUGGUGCUUUCAAAAUUGCAACUUGGUCUGAUAUCACAAAUGCUCAUGGUGUUACUGGUGCUGGUAUCGUUAGUGGAUUGAAAGAAGCUGCUAAAGAAGCUUCUGAUGAACCAAGAGGGUUGUUGAUGUUGGCUGAAUUGAGUUCAAAAGGUUCAUUAGCCAAAGGUGAAUAUACUAAACAAACUGUUGAUAUCGCUAAAACUGAUAAAGAUUUCGUUAUUGGUUUUAUUGCUCAAAAUGAUAUGGGUGGUAGAGAUGGAGGCUUUGAUUGGUUAAUUAUGACCCCAGGUGUUGGUCUUGAUGAUAAAGGUGAUGCCUUAGGUCAACAAUAUAGAUCCGUUGAUACCGUUGUUUCAACUGGUAGUGAUAUCAUUAUUGUUGGUAGAGGUUUGUUCGGUAAAGGAAGAGAUCCAAAUGCUGAAGGUGAACGUUACAGAGCUGCUGGUUGGAAUGCCUAUUUGAAAAGAACUGGUCAAAUAUAG
Hansenula ciferrii is the source of this 804-nucleotide messenger RNA. RefSeq names its product orotidine-5'-phosphate decarboxylase (gene URA3). Gene Ontology annotation, cellular component: cytosol. NCBI's taxonomy places the organism in Eukaryota, Fungi, Ascomycota, Saccharomycetes, Phaffomycetales, Wickerhamomycetaceae. The transcript has a single exon. Gene Ontology annotation, molecular function: orotidine-5'-phosphate decarboxylase activity. The coding region runs from base 1 to 804 and encodes 267 amino acids. Gene Ontology annotation, biological process: 'de novo' UMP biosynthetic process; 'de novo' pyrimidine nucleobase biosynthetic process. The record is from RefSeq and is a predicted model, not a curated record.